Parathielavia appendiculata is the source of this 756-nucleotide messenger RNA. RefSeq lists its product as uncharacterized. The transcript has 4 exons. Lineage: Eukaryota; Fungi; Ascomycota; Sordariomycetes; Sordariales; Chaetomiaceae. The record is from RefSeq and is a predicted model, not a curated record. The coding region runs from base 273 to 710 and encodes 145 amino acids.
ACGUCAACGUCCCCUGGGGGCCUGUGUUCAGUUGACACCAGAACUGCCAAUCCAACCCCCGCUUUCUCGGCGGGGCAGCGGCCCGGGUCUUAUCCUCGUGCUGCUGGCCAGCCUCGACCUUAGGCGGCACGACAAGACUGUCUUGAUCCGCCGCCUCAUCAGAAGUGGGCUGAGGAGGGAUACGGGGUAACCCGGUGUUUCGUCGACGAUGCCAUGUACAACAUGAUGGGGACGCCGCCUACUGCCAUUGCAUAGCUGGAGAAGGUGCCGGAAUGCUCGGCAAGCUUGGCCUGGUUGUGCGGCCUCCUUACACCUGCUGCUAUCGCAGCACAGUGCUAACAUGCGACCAAGCGAUACCUAGUGGAAGUGUGGCCAACAGCCGAGGAGUCCUCGACGCAAUCAGGCCCUAUCCAAGGAGUGUGGGAUCCAUCUUCUAUUGCUGUUGCCCGACAGUUGAACCUCCCGUUCCGUUCACCUGCACCCACGACCGAGUCACUGACUGGCAUGAUUCCAGAAUCACUGGCAUUCCUCCGACGUCCAAGAAGCUGAAUAUCCUGUUCACGAGCAUCGUCAACGUCCGCGGAGACCGACUGUGCCACGAGCACCUCCCCUGGGACCAUGCGGUUCCAGGGAGGAAGCCAGAGAAGGGGAAGCAGUUCGAGUAUCGAGUGCCCCGUUGCGGGCGAGGAAACAGCGAAGAAGCUGGUUGAUGAGAAUGCAUGGGCAUCCAACGGGAUGAUGGGGUUUGCCCUCCGA